Messenger RNA from Colletotrichum chrysophilum, 942 nucleotides. RefSeq lists its product as uncharacterized. The record is from RefSeq and is a predicted model, not a curated record. Gene Ontology annotation, molecular function: peroxidase activity; heme binding. The coding region runs from base 1 to 942 and encodes 313 amino acids. Gene Ontology annotation, cellular component: cytosol. NCBI's taxonomy places the organism in Eukaryota, Fungi, Ascomycota, Sordariomycetes, Glomerellales, Glomerellaceae. The transcript has a single exon.
AUGAAUCCCCAAGCCGUCGAAGCCCCCUUGACACAAUCGGCCACCUUUCUCGUCUUAUCGGCCACAGAUGUACCAGAUGCCCUCAAGAACAUUCGAUCUGCCGUCUCAAGUAUCUCGGACAUCACCAAGAACAUUUCGACCCGCCACCCGAGCGCCAAUCUCUCUUGCACCGUCGGCAUCGGCAGCAAAAUCUGGGAUGGGUUCACGCAACUACCCCGGCCGACGGAGUUGAGACCAUUUAAAGAGAUCCGGGGUGUUAAACACACUGCAGUAUCGACACCUGGUGACCUGUUAUUUCACAUCCGAUCGGAGAGGAGAGACAUGUCCUUCGAGUUUGAGAGACAACUCAUGGAUUUGCUAGGCGAUGCGGUCAAGACGGAAGACGAGACGGUUGGGUUUCGGUACUUUGAUGCACGCGAUGUGCUAGGGUUCGUCGACGGCACUGCUAACCCCGUUGGCUCAGACGUCUCUGAAGCUAUUGUCAUCACUGAACAAGAUGACAAGUCCGAGGCCGCACCCGGGGGAAGUUACGUCGUGGUGCAGAAGUAUCUCCACGAUAUCAAGGCAUGGCGCAGCUUGUCUACCGAGAAGCAGGAGGCCAUCAUUGGGCGGACAAAAUUGGACAACAUAGAGCUAGACGACGCGGAGGAUGGACGCCAGCAGUCUCACAAGAGCCUAGCAACCAUCGAGGACGAGGACGGAAACGAGCAUGACAUCCUCAGGGAUAACAUGCCUUUUGGAUCUCCAGCUUCUGGGGAGUUUGGCACCUACUUCAUUGGGUACUCCAAGAAACUCUGGGUCACGGAGAAGAUGCUUGAGCGGAUGUUCAUUGGCAAUCCGCCCGGGCUGCAUGACAGAAUAUUGGACUUUUCGAAAGCAGUCACGGGGUCUACCUUUUUUGUGCCAUCGGCCAAGGUAUUGGAAAGUCUUGGUAAUGAAUAA